AGUGUGAGCGCGGCGCGGGGCAGAGCAGCACAGCACAGCACAUCACAGGGUGGUGGGAGCAGCGUGGGGCCGUGGGAGCAGCGUGGGGCAGAGGGUGCCCACGGCCUCCCCGUGCCUGGGAUUUUCGCUGGGUUUCUGCGGGCAGAAGACCCCCCCAGGAGCUGGAGGAACAUGGACCCAGCCUCCGAGCGGCUGAACGGUGAAGAACCCGGCACGAGACACAAAGCCUCGGGGGCACAGCACUCCUGGAAGCGCAUCGGCAUCCCCAUCCUGGUGACCGUGCUCGUCCUCGCCUGCCUGGCUGCGGUUGGGCUCUUGGUCAAGGUUUAUCUGGAGCACCACUACUUCAUCUGCAAGCAGCCCCUGAAGCUGGUGCCGCUGGCACAGGUUUGCAACGGGGAGGCGGACUGCCUGCACGGCGAGGAUGAGACCAGCUGUCCCCAGCAGGUCCCUGAGGGGCCACAGGCUGCCGCUCGCCUUUCCAAGGACAGAUCCAUCCUGCAGGUGCUGAACAGGAACACUGGAGCCUGGUCCUGCGUCUGUUCCGACUACUUCAGCCCAGCGCUGGCGAAAGCAGCCUGUGAGGAAAUGGGCUACAGCAGCACCCCAACUUUCCACGCAGUGGAUGCAGGUGCAGGACAGCCCCUGCCUCCCCGUGAGCUGGUGCUGAGCAACGGCCGCCUGCAGCUGCCAGAGCCAGGCAGGAAGUGCCUCUCUGGAUCGGUUGUUUCCCUCCUUUGUUCCAGCUGCGGGGAGAGCGUGCGGACGCCGCGUGUGCUGGGCGGGCGGCCGGCGGCCAUCGAGGCCUGGCCAUGGCAGGUCAGCCUGCGUUACCGCGGGGAGCACAUCUGCGGCGGCAGCAUCAUCGAUCCCCUCUGGAUCCUCACCGCCGCGCACUGCUUCAGGAACAACCCCAUCAUCCCCAGCUGGCGCGUGAAGGCCGGCUCCGAUGUCCUCUCUGGCCCUGCCAACCUUGCCGUGGAGAAGGUCUUCCUGGCCGAGGGGACGCCCACGUCUCCCAACAACAAUGACAUAGCGCUGGUGAAGCUGCAGAUCCCUCUGCAUAUCUCAGACAGCACCAAGCCCAUCUGCCUGCCCUACUUCGACGAGGAGCUGGAGCCGGACACCCCGCUGUGGGUGAUAGGUUGGGGCUACACGCAGCAGAACGGCAAACUGUCAGAGGCCCUGCAGCAGGCGGAAGUGAGGCUGAUCAGCAUGCAGAGCUGCAACCUGCAGGCGUACCAUGGCAAGGUGACACAGAAGAUGCUGUGCGCCGGGCUGCUCGAGGGCGGGGUGGACACCUGCCAGGGGGACAGCGGAGGGCCUCUGCUGUAUGCAAACAGGCACUGGCAGGUGGUGGGCAUCGUCAGCUGGGGCUUCGGCUGCGGCACCCCCAGCACACCCGGUGUCUACACCAGCGUCCGAGCGUACCUCGACUGGAUCUACGCCGUCCGCAGGUCGGAGCUCUGAGACCUGCCAGGACAUCGGUGCUGUGCCAGCGGCCGGACGAGGAGGCAAAGGGCGGCUCAGGCAGCGGCCACAGCCUCGGAAUGCACCCAGCUGGAGCUCCCUUCCAGAGAGAGAUUAAUUUAUUGCCCUGUGCUGAUCCUGCUGUGUCAGGGUCUACGCUGCUCUUUGCUCAUUACUGUUUUACAGAGAUAAAUGAUGUUUGUGCUUUAGUGUAUCGCCUUUAAAAUAAAGUAUUUGUGUGUUUGGUUGGUUUUUUUUC
Molecule: messenger RNA, 1729 nt
Organism: Gallus gallus (chicken)
Lineage: Eukaryota; Metazoa; Chordata; Aves; Galliformes; Phasianidae
Gene: TMPRSS4
Product: transmembrane protease, serine 4
Exons: 13
Coding region: 172-1470 (432 amino acids)
Biological process (GO): proteolysis
Cellular component (GO): membrane
Molecular function (GO): serine-type endopeptidase activity; protein binding
Source: RefSeq, a predicted model, not a curated record